UCAUUCACAUCAAACGGUUCGCGAUUCACGACUUUGCUUUUCUUUAACGAAAUGUUCAAAUUGUACGGCUGUUUGCUAGGCCUUCUCCUAGCCACUACUCAACAGAGCACUGUUGUUUCUGCGGAACUAUGUCAGUAUCCAAAGGUGUGCGUGCCACGAAUGUUAUGCGUUAACAACCAAACCGUAACGACAGACGCACAAGGCGUCAUCGGUUUUCGGAGAGUGCCACCGGCUGUUGAAUGUGAGCCCUUACAGAAAUGUUGCUUACUGAAGAAUGUGCCACCGAUCGUGACGGAGAACCACGAGCCCGGACUCUGCGGCAUGCGCAAUCCGAAUGGGGUAAGAGAAACACCUGUGAAAGCUCAGCACGACGAGUCGAAGUUUGGUGAAUUCAAUUGGGUGGUGUCCGUACUGACGUCCAGUUACUGCAAAAGCAAAGCUCAGAUAUGUGGGUAUACAAGUGUGGGCAGUGGAAGCCUGCUUACUCCCAGAGUGGUGCUGACUGCAGCUCACAUCUUAAAUCAUAGAACUGCCAGCGAACUGCAAGUGCGGGCGGGAGAAUGGGAUAACCAAAACGAGUUUGAAGAACUGCCAUAUCAGAACCAAACUGUGUUAAGUUUAAUCACUCAUGAGGAUUUCAAUCACCUAAACGGUUACUAUGACAUAUCCAUACUGAUUCUGCGCUCACCAUUUCAACUAAAUGACCAUAUUGGCACCAUUUGCUUGCCCAGCCCUCAAGCCAACUUCGAAUUGAGUAGAUGCACCGUCACGGGUUGGGGCAAACGUAAAAUAAGUGAUUUAAGUUAUCCAAACAUCAUGAAGAAGAUCGAAAUGCCAUUCGUGGACAGGGACAAGUGCCAACAGCAGCUGCGUGAUAAUACUCGUGUGGGACAAUAUUUUGAGCUGCACGAAAGCUUUGUGUGUGCCGGCGGCGAGAAGGACAAGGAUGCCUGCUUUGGCGAUGGCGGCUCCCCCCUUGUCUGUCCCAUAGCCAAUUACAACGAUCGCUAUCAGCUGGUCGGCUUGGUGUCUUGGGGCUUGCACUGUGGCACAGAGAAUGUGCCCGGUGUUUAUACGAAUGUUCCAAUGAUGGUACCCUGGAUUAAACAGCAGCUCAAUCUGCGUUCAAUAACAAUCUGA
Molecule: messenger RNA, 1140 nt
Organism: Drosophila hydei
Lineage: Eukaryota; Metazoa; Arthropoda; Insecta; Diptera; Drosophilidae
Product: phenoloxidase-activating factor 2-like
Exons: 2
Coding region: 52-1140 (362 amino acids)
Biological process (GO): proteolysis
Molecular function (GO): serine-type endopeptidase activity
Source: RefSeq, a predicted model, not a curated record